CAUUUUCUGCAUAGUAAGGCUGCGUUUGCUCAUAUUUUCAUGUGACCAGGCGCGCGCCGCCCGGAAACGACACAACCGCUUUGCAAUUUCUUCGCUCCGGAAGACCAAGAUGAAUAAAGCUUGUUACAAACUCCAUCGAUUGACAACUUAGCUUAUUGUAAUCUAGCGAUGCAGCCGACCGCUCUUGGAGUGUGCACAGGGCCAUAACGCAGCUGGCCGCAGCUGCGGCACGUUCUAGCGGAUUGCUGGGCCAAGCGUUGGGUCUGCGUGCACUUGCAUCGAGAUCUUUGAGCUGGGACACCGGCGAUUGUCGCUUAACAUCGCGCCGCAGUAACCGGUGGCUGCAGCAUUUCGCUGACAGAUGGGAGCCUCGGCUUCGCUGCCUGAGAAGGUCCUGAUAUGUGCCCAAAAGAAUGACUACUGUGGAUUUCAGGCGCUGGUGGCUGACUUUGGCGCCGCCGGGCUCAGCGACCCGGCGGCCCGCGCCCGAGUGCUGGAGCACCGCGACCGCUCCGGCCGCACGCCGCUACUGGUGUGCGCGGCCAAGAACCACACGCAGCUGCUGCAGGCGCUGCUGGCGCUGGGCGCCAACGUGCAUUACAUCAACCCGCAGCGGGACGCGGCAGGGGGGGCGCUGCAUGAGGCGGCGGCGCGCAGGCAUGAGGGCGCUGUGCAGAUUCUGCUGUCGGCCGGCGCCAAUCCCUUCGUGGCCAACGCGGCGGGGCGCACAGCCAUGGACGAGGCGGUGCUGAGCGGGCACGCGGGCGUGGUCCGAGCCAUGGAGCGCUGCGCCGAGUUCACGGGCGUCGUGGCGUUCAAGACCCGCUCCAUGGGCGGUCUGACCCACAAGUACAAGGAGCGCUGGGCGGUGCUGUUCCCCUACUACCCCUACCACCACCCAGCAGCCGGAGAGGGCGCCAGCGGCACCGCCUCCGUCGCCUCCUCCGCCCCUAGUAGCCUGGGCGGCGCCUCCUCCAUGGCCGCCGGCUCGACCGGGGGCGCGCCUCCGCCGCCCCCGGCCUGCAAGGCGCGGCGCUGCCUGUGGCUGUACAAGGACUCCACCAGCAUCAGCCCCAGGUGCCGGCUGUGGGUGGACGGCGCCGCGGUGGCGACGCACGGGCCCGGCGGCACCGAGGCAACGCUGCGGCUGCACACGUCCCACGGCGAGCCGGUGGGCGACCUGCUGACGCGGUAUGAGGGCGGCCACUGCGCCGCACUGCGCCCCGCCGACCUCACGCCCGCCGCCGCCGCCACCUACAGCCGCCUGAUAGCGCUCAUUAACAACCCGCCGCCGCUGCCGCCGGCGCCGUCCGGGUCCAUGCCCGCCCGCGGCCCCGGUGCGGCGGCGGUGGCAGCCGCGGCGGCAGCAGCGGUGUCGCAGUCGGGUGGGAAUGCAGGGCCUGCGGCUGCACCGGCGCCGCGGCCGCUGGCAGCUGCGGGCCCCACCGGCUCCUACUACUACCCGCAGCCCGCACCGCCGGCACCACCGCCGCCGCCGCCGCCACCGCCUCCCCCACAGCACCCAGCGUCGCCUCCCGGCGGGCACUACCCGGCGGUUCCGCCGAUGCCCAGUCCGGUGCAGCCCCCGCCCUACUACCCGGCGCCGGGCGGGUACGGCAGCCCACCCGGGCCAUACCCCGUGUCUCCAGCCGCCGCCGCCGCCGCCGCUCCGCCGCCACCGUACCCGUACGGCGCGGCAGGACCCUGCAUCAUGGCCUCGCCGCUGUCCCUGUACCUGCCGCACCACUACCCGCACCCGCAGCAGCCAUUGCCGCACGCCCAGUCGCCGUCGCUGCCUCCUCAGCCCUCACGCCCGGCGCCCGGCUACCAGGGCCCAGUGCCGGCGGCAGCGGCGGCGGCGCACAUGAACAGCAGUGGGGGCCCGCCAACACCGGCCGGCCACCGCACGCCCAACACCUCCACACCCCGGAGAGGGAGAGACGGCGGCGGCGAGUUCGGCGAUGUGGACCGGCGGGCGCUGCCGGUCAUCGAGCACAUGGCCGCACUGCCGGGUGAGACGGACGAGGAGUUUGCGGCGCGCCUGGCCUCCGCCAUCAGCGCCACAUCGGGGCACUCGCAGGAUGCGUUAUACCCGGCACAGCAGCAACAGCAGCACUCGGCGUCGCCGUGGCAGACCACGCCGCCGCGCCCUUCUGGAGGGCACACGCCGCUGACCGGGACAACUCCGCAGCAGGCGGCAACACCAGCAGCAGCAGCAGCGGCAGCCACUGCGAAUGGCAACGGGGGCCAGAGCGGCCCCUACGGCAACUUUGUAUCGCCCGCAUCGCAUGACGGCCCCGGGGGGCCCAUCCACGGGGCCAGGCCGCUGCCGGCUGCCUCCUCCUCGCCGGCCCCCGCGACGUCGCCUGCACCACACCGCCGCAGCGACCCGCUGGCUGACCUGGACAUUGAGGCCGUCAACUCACUCAUAGCAGCACAGGCAGCGGCACAGGCAGCAGCGUCAGCGACAGCGGCUGGUGCGGCUUCGGCGGCGGCACAAGCUGGUGCGGCUUCGGCUUCGGCAGCUACGUCAGCACCGUCUCCGCACUCCGCCGCCAAGAGCGAAAAAGAGGCGAGCGCGCCGCCCCUUGCGCCGCCGCAGCCGCCUGCGGAGCCGGCCAGCGACGACACAUGCAUCAUCUGCCUCAGCGCGCCGAAGGAGGUGGGCUUCCUGCACGGUGACUCGGUGCACCGCUGCGUGUGCCGCGGCUGCUGCGGCGCGGUGCCGGUGGGCGCGCCCUGCCCGCUGUGCCGCCAACCCGUGGAGCGGUGGCUGGGCGUGUACUGAGCAGGGGGCGGCGGCGGCGAUGGCCAGGGACGUCUGCUCGUGUUGGUUUGUGCUGGCUGCGUCUGCAAUGGCAGAAAUGCGAUGGCAGGAAAGCGUGUCCAAUGCGAUGUGCGUGUGCAAGUAAAGUACGGUAUGUGAGGUGGCGAUGAUGCAAGGAAUGGGUGUGAUGGGGGAGGCGGACUGUGUAGUUGUGUCUGUGUCCGAGUCAUGCCCGGGCUGGUGUGCUUAAUGAACCGCACUGUGGACAAGGUGUACUAUCUAUUACUUACUACCAGCCAAUGUCAUCAUUUUCAUCAUUAAACCCGCCAACCAUGCCGACAAGCCCAUCUAGUGUAGCUGGACACCGCGGGGCGGGGCAGGCGCGCCGCACAGCCUCCGGGGCACUUUGUGCUACACACGCUGCCACGCAGCGGGCACGUGCACACGCCCACAAAUGAAGGCAUGCAUGCACUCCGGCGCGCUCACAACCACAUGCCCUGGACCCUCUUGCGCAUAGCAGCUGACAUGUCACAUAUGUUUGCCGUAUUAUGACGCCGGCAGCCGGCCUGCGCCCGGUCGCACGCCCCGGGGCUCGUGACUGGUUUGCCGAGCGGCGGCAGCGGUGAUGCAGGGUGAGAGGGAGGUGCACAGAGGGACGUGUGGACAUCAUACGGGCUUUAUGUCGCCCCUUUCGCUGUCUCCUGUCCCUGAUGUAUGUCACAGCCUUGUCACAUAGCCUUACGGCCCCCUGUGGGCGCCGGUCUAUGGCACAAGACGGGCACGUGCACAUGCCCACAAAUGAAGGCAUGCAUGCACUCCGGCGCGCUCACAACCACAUGCCCUGGACCCUCUUGUGCAUAGCAGCUGACAUGUCACAUAUGUUUGCCGUAUUAUGACGCCGGCAGCCGGCCUGCGCCCGGUCGCACGCCCCGGGGCUCGUGACUGGUUUGCCGAGCGGCGGCAGCGGUGAUGCAGGGUGAGAGGGAGGUGCACAGAGGGACGUGUGGACAUCAUACGGGCUUUAUGUCGCCCCUUUCGCUGUCUCCUGUCCCUGAUGUAUGUCACAGCCUUGUCACAUAGCCUUACGGCCCCCUGUGGGCGCCGGUCUAUGGCACAAGAGCGUCGCUCGCCUGGCUGGGCAGCGCUCAGGGCCCCACCAUGGCGCCGCGGCCUGGGCUCCUGCGUGCUAUGCCCUGCCGGGCGCGACUGCAGUGGCGGCUGCUGGUCUCAUCAUGCAAGCUAGCUGGGAGCCCAGGCGCCGACUGUGCACGCGGCGGAGGGGCCGGGCGGGCCCCGGUGGCCCCGAGGUGGCGCGGCGAGGGCGGCCGGCGACGGCACGGCGUGGCACACCUGCGGCAUGCGGCUGCUUGCCUGUGCGAGUAUUUCAUAUUACAUAUAUAAUAUGUAUCUUUGUUGUGUGUGGGGCAAGUGGCCUCGGGGCUGGUGCAAUGAAUUGUUUUCGCCUUUCUAGCGCGACCGACCCUCGCGCGAGCCACGCAAGGUCAGGCUAAAAGUCGCCACUUUCCUGGCGUCGGUUCCUCCAUAUCCCUAUCAGCGUAUGCAUUCAUGUAAAAGACCACAAACAAGA
Chlamydomonas reinhardtii is the source of this 4355-nucleotide messenger RNA. RefSeq lists its product as uncharacterized. Lineage: Eukaryota; Viridiplantae; Chlorophyta; Chlorophyceae; Chlamydomonadales; Chlamydomonadaceae. Bases 362 to 2788 code for a protein of 808 amino acids. The record is from RefSeq and is a predicted model, not a curated record. Gene Ontology annotation, molecular function: protein binding. The transcript has 9 exons.